GCGACGUCGUUUUAGCUAGCUUGCGUUGAUCUCUUGCCGGGAAACGUAGCAGAGCUUCAGCCCCGCGCUCACCUUCACUUCAUUUCCAGCUAUGGCGCUCAAAUUGCCCUUCCCCUUCCCCGUCUUCGCUCCCCAAUUCAACCCUAAUCCAGCUCCGUCUCACCGUUCCUCUCCUACCGAAAUUCGAUUUUCCCGCUGGAACAAUGCCAACGCCGAGAGAUUCGAGCAGCGCCGACGGUCUCAGCAGGAAAUCGAGGAUCAAAUCCGCCGUGAACGCCGCUUCGAUUCCGCCACAAGAAUCGCCAACCUACACGAUUCCGACUCGUCCACCUCCGCAAUAGGCGGGACUGAAACGUUCAGGUCAGUCGGCACUCCCUCGUCUCCAUCGAGUCCUUCAAUUCCUGGUCGGAAAUCCAAGUACUCCAAAAACCCUAAUUCCAGUUCAUCCCCUCCGUUUCGUCAAGUUUCCAAGACCAAAAAGACCUUGAACACCCCCAAAGACAGACCUAUAGGCGUAGAAGCCAAUGUUAGCGUAAGUGAAGAUGGAGUUUCCUACGUAAUCGAUGGAGCUCCAUUCGAGUUCAAGUAUAGCUACACAGAAACGCCGAAGUUGAAGCCAAUAAAGCUGCGUGAGCCGCCGUAUGCGCCAUUUGGUCCGACGACGAUGCCACGACCGUGGACGGGGCGUGCUCCGUUGCCGCCGAGCAAGAAGAAAUUGCCGGAAUUCGACUCGUUUCAGCUGCCGCCGAAAAAUAAGAAGGGAGUUAAGACAGUGCAGGCGCCUGGACCAUUCUUAUCAGGAUCGGGGCCGAAGUAUGUGAUGUCGCGGGAAGAAAUAUUGGGCGAACCGCUGACAGAGGAGGAGAUCAAGAUGCUGGUCCGUGGGUGCAUCAAAACCAACAGGCAAUUGAAUAUUGGUAGAGAUGGAUUAACGCACAAUAUGUUGGAUAACAUACAUGCUCAUUGGAAACGGCGUAGAGUGUGCAAGAUAAAAUGCAAAGGAGUGUGUACAGUUGAUAUGGACAAUGUCAAACAGCAAUUGGAGGAAAGAACUGGAGGGAAAAUCAUCUAUAGUAGAGGUGGGACGUUGUACCUUUAUCGAGGUAGAAAUUACAACUACAAGACCCGUCCUCGCUUCCCUCUCAUGCUAUGGAAACCUGCUGCACCUGUGUAUCCCAGGCUAAUUAAGCAGGCCCCUGAUGGCCUAACACUGGAGGAAGCAACCGAAAUGCGUAAGAAGGGACGGAAACUAAUACCGAUAUGCAAGCUAGGGAAAAAUGGUGUGUACUCUAACCUUGUAAAACACGUCAAAGAGGCGUUCGAGGAGUGCGAACUUGUCAGGAUUAAUUGUCAAGAGAUGAACGGGAGCGACUUCAGAAAAAUUGGUGCUAAAUUAAAGGAUCUUGUCCCUUGUGUUCUUAUUUCUUUCGAAAGUGAGCACAUUCUUAUGUGGAGAGGACGAGAUUGGAAAUCGUCCCUUCCGUCAAUAGGAAGUAAUCUGGAGGGAGCGGAGGCACCUAGAGUUGCCCUGUCCGUUGAAGAACAAGAAGCGUCGGUUAAGGAUGAUGGUCUGAGCCACCUUGAUUCAACAUCUUGUGGUUCUGCAUUCCUCCCAACAGGAGGAAAUGAGGAGCUAGAUCCUAUGCAUGCUAAGAAAUUGGUUACUUCUGAUGUUGAUUCAUUUACAACGAUGAUCAGCAAAAAUGAUUCGAUGUCGAUAGCCAAAGACUCUGCAGAGGACAAUGUGGAAGCUACAGAGGAGGAUGAUCAAAGACUAUCCACAACUAACACAUGCGGUGAAGAUUUUGAAUCUUGGUGCACAACGUCUGGAGGUGAGAGUGAGACUGAAUUAGGAUACUCGGAUUUCGACGAAGCAGAACCGAUGGAACAAUCAAGAAACGAUGCCAUAUCUGUUGCUGGGAACUCUGAAACUAUGGUGUAUGCUUCAGAAGCCUCACAAACUCUCAAUAAGGAACCAAGUAACGUCACGGAUGGAGUUCUUCGAUUACUGAAGCAAGCAAUAGAAACUGGCAGUGCCAUUGUUUUAGACGAUCGUUCGUUGGAUGCCGAUAUCGUUUAUCAUCAGACAAUUGCUUUUUCUCAGUCUGCUCCUCCGGCACCCGUGUUUAGGCACCAACCAAGGAAGAAGGUAGCAGUCGAUGAGAGGGAGGAGGAGCAAACAAGCAAGGAAUUGGUAGUCAAAGAAGAGGCUGCAGUUUCAGUGGAGGGACGAAACGAGAAGAAAAAUGAUUCUAAAACAAAAAGGAAGAAAAAUUUUGGUGAAUAUAAUUUCAGCUCACCACAAGGAAGCUUAGGAGUGGAUGAACUUGCGAAAUUGUUGGCAUGAAAUGUACAGAACGGAUGAUUUUCGAACAGAAAAUGGAUCUCUUCAAUCGGAACUUGCUUCGUCUCCGGCAACAGAAAGUAGAUGAAGCAACUCAUG
Momordica charantia (bitter melon) is the source of this 2443-nucleotide messenger RNA. It is a transcript of the gene CAF1, whose product is annotated as RNA-binding CRS1 / YhbY (CRM) domain-containing protein. The record is from RefSeq and is a predicted model, not a curated record. NCBI's taxonomy places the organism in Eukaryota, Viridiplantae, Streptophyta, Magnoliopsida, Cucurbitales, Cucurbitaceae. Gene Ontology annotation, molecular function: RNA binding. Gene Ontology annotation, biological process: Group II intron splicing.